Messenger RNA from Daphnia pulex (common water flea), 1908 nucleotides. RefSeq names its product baculoviral IAP repeat-containing protein 7-B-like. The coding region runs from base 76 to 1674 and encodes 532 amino acids. Gene Ontology annotation, cellular component: nucleus; cytoplasm. NCBI's taxonomy places the organism in Eukaryota, Metazoa, Arthropoda, Branchiopoda, Diplostraca, Daphniidae. The record is from RefSeq and is a predicted model, not a curated record. Gene Ontology annotation, biological process: negative regulation of apoptotic process; positive regulation of protein ubiquitination; regulation of cell cycle. Gene Ontology annotation, molecular function: cysteine-type endopeptidase inhibitor activity involved in apoptotic process; ubiquitin protein ligase activity. The transcript has 6 exons.
GCAACGUCACAUUGCUCUGUUUUGACACAAUGGUGUCAGUAUUACUGACGUCGUGUCUGUUUUUCUUUUUUCAUCAUGCCUCAAGAAUGGAUAACCCUUAGACGAGAAGAUAUUCGUUUGCGAACUUUUAACGAACACUUCUCUGCCACAUUUUUAAGCCCCCUCUUACUUGCUAAAGCCGGUUUCUUCUAUGUGGGAGUUGACGAUCAAGUUCAAUGCGCGUUCUGCAGAGGAGUGGUUAGAGAUUGGGAAAUAAAUGACGACCCAAGAAGAGAGCAUCAACGUUUGUUUCCGUCGUGCGCUUUCAUAUUAGGUUUACCAGUAGGUAAUAUACCUUUGGGUGAAAAUCCAUCCACUGUACAUCUGAAUGUAGAACGAACUGCUUCUCUACCUGUACCUCAGCAGUUGAACAUAGGAUUUGGAGCUACCAGGCAGUUUACUUCACAAUUUAGACCAAAUGCCUCACCAGACACUGAAUUGAGAUCUCCAGACAGUAUGCAAUUGAAUGCAUUAGUAGGAGAAAAUUUGGAAGAGUUGGGCAUAACUAAACAUAGCGGACCUCGGUAUUCCUCAUAUGCUACUUUGGAUGCACGACUUAAAAGUUAUAAUAACUGGCCUUCCCACCUGAAGCAAACUCCAAGAGCAAUGGCUCUAUCUGGUUUCUUCCAUCUUGGGACCAACGAUCAUGUCAAUUGUUUUCAUUGUGGAUCGGGCUUAAGAAACUGGGAACCAGAAGACGACCCAUGGCUUGAACACGCUCGAUGGUUCCCUCAGUGUCGCUUUGUUAUGCUGAUGAAAGGAGAACAGUACAUUAAAGAAGCGACAGAAUCCAUGUCCAAUCAUCCUAAAGCCAAGCCUUCCCUGUCGGCAUCAGUGGGAAAUUCACGUGCCUCACCAAGAGAGGCUUCAGAAGCUGAUCUGCGAAGUUUACUAGGAACUCCCAUAGUUCAGACUGUUCUAGCAAUGGGCGUUGACCUUUCUCGUGUUAGGCAGGCCCUAAAAUACCAAAUUCGUACUACUGGGCAGCCUUUCAACACAGUUGAUUCGCUUCUUGAGGCAGCUAUUGAAAUUCAGCAUCACAGCGAGCAUCGCCAGUCGUUGGAAGAUGGCAACUAUGAAGAUGUGGACUGGCCGUCAGCUGUACCUUCCUCUUCUCGUCGACGUGUAACAUCAACUGGAUAUACCCUUGUAGAACUUCCCGUUUCUCUAAGUACACCGAGCGAUGAACAUAGAACAAAUACCAAUGAGAACGUACCAAUUGUACCAUUGGUUUCGGAAGUAAGAUCUGAAACCCCGCUUUCGCAUCGGGAAAUGGAUACUCUUAGUAAGCCAGAAAAUCCUGAAAAAAUAAAAGAACAAAGUUGUGCCCUAGAGGUAUCAGCUUCAUGUGAAACAUCCACACAAUCCGUCGAUAGAAGUAAUGUAUUAAUUUUCAGACAUUUUGAAAUAAUUAAUUUGACCAACAUUUUAUUUGUUGUAGCCCAAAUUUUGGAAGAGGAGAUUCGUCGCCUGAAAGAAGCUCGUCUCUGCAAAGUAUGUCUUGACGAGGAAGUGUCAAUUGCAUAUAUUCCUUGUGGACACAUUGUGACUUGUGUCCAAUGCGCGGCAGCUCUCGAACACUGUCCUCUUUGUCGAAAAAAUAUUAAAGGAACAGUCCGCAUCUUCUUGUCUUAAGUAGUUCAUUUGGAUUCGUCUAAAUGAAUUGGCGAUCGCAAAGACGAACUAUAGAUAUUUUCUGAAGUACAGUUCUAAGUUCUGGAACAACUUAGUACUUGUAAAUUUAAAAAAUUCCACUGUUAAUAAGUAUUUAGUAUGGAUUUUUGUUUAUUAUUUAAAUUCUUGCAAAUGUUCUUGCAAACCCACCGGCUUUAGUUUAAAAAAUAAACGGAAAGUUAUUCAAAUCUCAAA